Messenger RNA from Ruditapes philippinarum (Manila clam), 1593 nucleotides. Its product is annotated as coiled-coil domain-containing protein 113-like. Bases 46 to 1305 code for a protein of 419 amino acids. The transcript is spliced from 9 exons. Lineage: Eukaryota; Metazoa; Mollusca; Bivalvia; Venerida; Veneridae. Gene Ontology annotation, biological process: cilium assembly. Gene Ontology annotation, cellular component: ciliary basal body; axoneme. The record is from RefSeq and is a predicted model, not a curated record.
AUACUGAAGAACCCGGAUGUUGUCAAUAGCAACACAACAAGCAAGAUGGCGGACACGGAAAGUGUUGAUACUCACGACACAAGUAAUGAGGCUGGAGACGAUCCGUUACAGGAUUUAACAGACGAACAAUUAUAUCAACUUGUUGAAGACACGCAGCGUGCCAAUGAAGUCCUUCUUACAGAAACGCAAAUGUUUGAGAAAUACCUCAAACGUGUUGAACCAAAGGAUGGAGCUGGAGCAGCAGCUGGCCCUGGUGCCACACCAUCACAGUCUUCACAAGAUCUUGUUCGUAGAGUUGAUAGAAAAAGGUCCAAGUCACGCAGUAGUAACAUUGAUAAAUCCCUGCGGCUCACAGCAGAACAAAAAUGUGACAUUGCCCAAAGAGAAAUUGAUGAACUGAGAGAAGAGAUUGAUAAACUGAAGGAAGAGUCUGAAAAAGUCCUUGAUCUAUACAAGGCAAUAAUGGAGGAAGCUGAUCUUAGACUAGCAGAAACUAAGAAGGAGUCUUAUGAGUUUGACAGAGAUAUAAUGAAAGGUGCAGUCAACCAGUCGUCUGGAAAAGUUGUAGCUGAAAAGAUUGUUAGAUACUUUGAUGAUAAAAUACGAUCCAGGGAUACUUUGAUUGAAAAGUUAAGAUUGAAAAAUUCUACUUUGAAAGUUCAGAAGAAAAAGCUACACCUUCAACUAAAACAGAAAGAGGAGAUGGGUGAAGUGUUACAUGAAGUCGAUUUUAAUCAGCUGAGAAUUGAGAACCAGCAGUAUUUAGAGAAAAUAGACGAGAGGAACCAGGACUUGUUGAGACUAAAACAGAUGGCUGGUACCACAAUACAAGUACUCAACUCAUACAAGAAAAAAUUAUCAACAUUGACACUAGAGUCUGAGAGGUUAAAGUCUGAGAUUACAUCGAGGGCUGAUUUAUUGACUAGAAUUGAUGCCGAAACUACAGUUGUUGAAGCUGAGCGGUCAAAAGCUGAAAAGAGAAAUCGUAAAUUACGUCAACAGUUAGCGGAUUAUCGUGUACCUGAAGUGAUGGAGUAUGUCUCUGAGAAAGCAGAUUUGUACGAAAUACAGAAAAAAGUAAAAAGUUGGGAAAGGAAAGUUGAAAUAGCUGACCUUACACUAAAACAGUGUAGGAAGUUGUGGGGAGGUAUAAGGGUGGAAGAAAGUAGGAAAAUGGUAUUCCAACCAUGGAGUGGGAGGUGGAAUUUUAGGCAACAGCAAAUAAUCAAGAUAAAUCAUGAGGAAAGGAGAGAUGGCUUUAAAGACACACAGAAAGACCUGGCAGCAAAUGAAGAUCAGCCAUGAAAUGGCAAAUCAGUUCCACAUGAUGGAAGCUCAUUGAUUUAUUUUACCUUAUUACAUUUACAAAAUAUAUAUGAUUAUAAUGUACAUAACUUUAAUACCGCAUCACAAUAUAAUGAUUAUCCUUUGUAUAUAAUUAUGUUUCUGUUGAUAAUAAAGUCUGUGAUUUUUUUGUUUGAUAUGUUGGCAUUUUUCCUUUAUUUCCCAUUUGAUAUCAUUUACAUUUAUAUCAUCAUCAGGUUUUAUUCAUCAACUUCAUGUUAUUAUUUAGUCAUAAAUAUAACAACAAAC